AAAACUCGUUUGUAUUCCAAACAAUGAGCUCCUCCCAAGUGCUUUACAAACCGAAGAAGAAAGUGCCGAAAAUUGUUGGCCGCUACAUUCUCGGCAAUGUCUUAGGUGAAGGAUCGUACGGAAAGGUCAAAGAGGGCAUACACACAGAGAAUCUAACACGAGUGGCUAUCAAAAUACUUAAAAAGAAAAAGCUGAGGAAAAUUGCAAAUGGGGAAGCGAACGUCAGGAGGUAUACCGGUUACUGUGCGUUGAUACUGCAGUGUUGUUUCCUAGCAUAA
This is a messenger RNA of Sphaeroforma arctica JP610, 278 nucleotides long. RefSeq lists its product as hypothetical. Gene Ontology annotation, molecular function: ATP binding. The coding region runs from base 24 to 278 and encodes 84 amino acids. The record is from RefSeq and is a predicted model, not a curated record. NCBI's taxonomy places the organism in Eukaryota, Ichthyosporea, Ichthyophonida. The transcript is spliced from 2 exons.